UCGCCGUCGGCCCGACGCCGCCAUGAGCGCCGCGCUCUUCAGCCUGGACGGCCCGGCGCGCGGCGCGCCCUGGACUGCGGAGCCCGCCGCCUUCUACGAGCCCGGCCGAGCGGGGAAGCUGGGUCGCGGAGCCGAGCCGGCCGCGCCCGCCAUGUACGACGACGAGAGCGCUAUCGACUUCAGCGCCUACAUCGACUCCAUGGCCGCCGUGCCCACCCUGGAGCUGUGCCACGACGAGCUCUUCGCCGACCUCUUCAACAGCAACCACAAGGCGGGCGCCCUGGAGCUGCUGCCCGGGGGCCCCGCGCGCCCCGCGGGCCCCGGCCCCGCGCCGCGACCGCUCAAGCGCGAGCCCGACUGGGGCGACGGCGACGCGCCCGGCUCGCUGCUGCCCGCGCAGGUGGCCGCGUGCGCGCAGACGGUGGUGAGCCUGGCGGCCGCCGCGCAGCCCACGCCGCCCGCGUCGCCCGAGCCGCCGCGCCGCAGCCCCGCGCCCCCAGCUCCCGGGGCGGCGCGCGACAAGGCAGCGGGCAAGCGGGGCCCGGACCGCGGCAGCCCCGAGUACCGGCAGCGGCGGGAGCGGAACAACAUCGCCGUGCGCAAGAGCCGCGACAAGGCCAAGCGGCGCAACCAGGAGAUGCAGCAGAAGCUGGUGGAGCUUUCGGCCGAGAACGAGAAGCUACAGCAGCGCGUGGAGCAGCUGACGCGGGACCUGGCCGGCCUGCGGCGCUUCUUCAAGCAGCUGCCCGGCGCGCCCUUCUUGCCCGGCGCGGGGGCGGCGGACGCGCGGUGACGCGGGGGGCGUGCGGGCUGCGGCCGCAGUGCCUGGAACCGCCGGGCCGGAACCCCGGGCUGGACCCCCGGGCUGGGCCGGGACUCGG
Molecule: messenger RNA, 881 nt
Organism: Eubalaena glacialis (North Atlantic right whale)
Lineage: Eukaryota; Metazoa; Chordata; Mammalia; Artiodactyla; Balaenidae
Gene: CEBPD
Product: CCAAT enhancer binding protein delta
Exons: 1
Coding region: 23-793 (256 amino acids)
Biological process (GO): DNA-templated transcription; regulation of cell differentiation; regulation of transcription by RNA polymerase II
Molecular function (GO): DNA-binding transcription factor activity, RNA polymerase II-specific; RNA polymerase II cis-regulatory region sequence-specific DNA binding
Source: RefSeq, a predicted model, not a curated record